Messenger RNA from Centruroides sculpturatus (bark scorpion), 1612 nucleotides. RefSeq lists its product as uncharacterized. The record is from RefSeq and is a predicted model, not a curated record. The coding region runs from base 234 to 1280 and encodes 348 amino acids. NCBI's taxonomy places the organism in Eukaryota, Metazoa, Arthropoda, Arachnida, Scorpiones, Buthidae. Gene Ontology annotation, molecular function: protein binding. The transcript has 4 exons.
AGGCAGUUAAAUCGCUUUAUCUAUAUCAGAGAUUUAUUCUUGUACAAUUAUCUAAGGAAUUCGUGUGCAUAAAGUGAUAAUUUGCACCAUACUGAGAGUCUAUCUUUUGUUUUGAACGAUAAACAACAAACAAGCGCGAAGACAAAGGAUUUAGCAUUCCUCCUUUGAGAAUUUCACAAUUACAACUCGAUUUUAGUUAUCUGUUACGUUGUUGUCAUCAGCAAAUUUCUAAUAUGAAAGAAAGAAAAGGCGAGGAAAUGUCAAGAUCUGAAGAAAUUGCUUCUCGUGUGUUGAAAAUGCCAGAAAUUGUUCAUGGCAUAUUUAAAUACAUGAGUGAUGUAGACUUACAGCAGUGUGGCCAAGUAUGCGCCUACUGGAAAGAGGUUGUUGACGGCAUGUUAUUUAAGAGAAUACCAGUGUUUCGUAAGAAAAUACCAAUUUCAAUGCUGAACACUUUAGCAGACAAUUCUGAAAAACUACGUUUUUUAGUCAAUUAUGGUGAUAACUUUCACUUUCAAUGGUUUUAUUUGAAACCACGUAUUGUUUGCCAUUCGAUGUGUCCACGUUGUCCCAAACAAUUUAUUCCACGGACAGAUGAUGAAUUAUUCGAUGCAGUUACUUUCUUUAAGGAAAAUAAAAAUAAAGAAAACGUCCAACUACCAUUUAAUGUGCACCCAUCAACAGAAGAUGAAAUCGAAAUAAAUAUUGCAAUGUUUCCAUCAGUUCCGGGCUUUAAUAUUCGUCAUUUUUCAUUUACAAUUGAAGAAAGAAAUAAAAUUAUUAAAGAGAAAAUGCCGUAUGUGUCAAAGCUACUCAAGAUACCAGAAGAAGAACUGAAGUGUGUUAUCGGAAUUAAAGAUUAUGGGAUCCAUUUCUAUGACGAUGGAACUGGUGCAUACACUACUUACACGCUCGAAAGGGAGAUAACAAGGGGCAUUGCCUUUUAUGGUGAGCGAGUUCAGGCAGUUUCUUUAUACAUCGAAGGUGACGAAUGUGAUUUUUAUAGUGUCAAACAAAAGUUAGAGAGACUGAAGUUUUUGAAAUCCAGCAUGGUGCAAGAAAGAUGUUUCGCAUACAUUUUCCGUAGGAUAUGCAAAACACGAUUGGGUCCUACGCUAGAAGCUUUCAAAGCGACAUUUCCUUUCGCUACCUUUGUUGAUUAUAUCUUUUCUCCUCAAUUUGAAGUGUUGAAUCCACUCGAAAAUUACAAUUUUGAUUGCAUUAAAGAUGCUUGUCCCUGUACGCACGUCGCGAGGAUGGUUUUUAUAUGGUACGAUUGAAAAUGUUCUAAGAAAUGCAAUAUUCUAACUCCUGAAGCAAAUUAAACGAUACUGUAACAAUGUACAAUCUACUAUGUGAAAAUGUUGUAAUAAAAUGCAACAUUUUUCAUGUUGCAACAUUGUACGUUUUUCUGUAAUGGGCUGAAUUAUGUCCUAACAUUUGUUCAAUAUAGAAGUGAAGAGUUUCUGAUAGGGGUAAAAAGUUUCAGGGAGAUCUCAGAAUUUAUUUGAUUAGCGUUUCUAAACAGCAACCUCAAUGAAAAUUUAGCUUGAAAAUAAAUUAUAAAAUGACUCAGGGUAUCUUCUAUUUGAAGUUAAAAUCAUUUGCAAAA